CUCCUGCACUGGCAGGUGGAUUCUUUACCACUUUUUCACCUGGGAAGCCCAAUGGCAGGGGUGAUGUAUAUUAUUCUUCAUUUUAUUUUCCAUGAUAGCUAGCUAAUGAGUAACUUCUGACAUGCCACAUUUCAAUGAUUAUUUUGUGAUAGACUUUGAAGCAGAAUUAUUUUUAAAACUGAAGUAUAAUAGAAGUAUUGGUGCUUUGUUAAGAAUAUUAUAUAUAUUAAAUAAAUAGGUAUUUGCAAAUGAUCCAUUAAACUAUCCAAAAAGUUGAAACAGAUUUAAAGUGAACCAAGAAGUGGCUAAACCAAAAAGAACCUCAGGAUCUUUCUUGUACUUACAUAAUCAGUCACAUGAUGUCGCUGUAUACUCAAAAGGUGAAAAGGGAAAACUGUCUCCAAGUCCAGAUUCCAACAAUCCACAGAGUAGGAUAGACUCCAUACUGACCGGAAGGCUGGGUAAAAUUUACUGAAGAUAUACUUACGGAAGGGGAGACUGGUCAUAAAUGUUGGCAAGCGAACUAUCCAUUAAAACUGACAGUCUCACCUCAGAGAUUCCAUUUAUCUGCAAUGGUGUUUUCUUGGCGAGGAGACUUCGAAGCUCGGAGCCUGCUACUCUCGAUUUUGCUCCUCGCAGCCUGGGAGUCGGGGAGGGGCCAAGUCCAUUACUCAGUUCCCGAGGAGGCAAAACACGGCACCUUCGUGGGCCGCAUCGCCCAGGACCUGGGACUGGAGCUGGCGGAGCUGGUGCCCCGCCUGUUCCGGGUGGCGUCCAAAGGCCGCGGGGACCUUCUGGAGGUAAAUCUGCAGAAUGGCAUUUUGUUUGUGAAUUCUCGGAUCGACCGGGAGGAGCUGUGCGGACGGAGCGCGGAGUGCAGCAUCCACCUGGAGGUGAUCGUGGACCGGCCGCUGCAGGUGUUCCAUGUGGAGGUGGAGGUGAAGGACAUUAACGACAACCCGCCAGUAUUCAGAGGAGAACAAAAGGUACUCAUUUCUGAAUCUGCGCCUUUGGAGUCUCGUUUUCCUCUAGAGGGCGCUUCUGAUGCGGAUAUCGGCCUAAACGCUCUUCUGACCUAUAGGUUAAGUCUAAAUGAGUAUUUUACUCUUAAACUAAUAACGAAAACCGACAAAAGUAUAUUGCCUGAACUCAUUCUUCGGAAGUCAUUGGAUAGAGAAGAAAUACCAGAACUUAAUAUGUUGCUGACCGCUCUGGAUGGCGGUAAACCCCAGCUAACAGAAUCUGUUCAGAUUCAAAUAACCAUCCUGGAUGUUAAUGACAAUGCUCCUGAGUUUGAUAAGCCUGGCUAUAAAGUGGUGCUGUUUGAAAAUGUCCCAAACGGCACCAGAAUCAUUCAACUAAAUGCUUCUGAUCUAGACGAAGGACCAAACAGAGAAAUUUCCUAUGGAAUCAGAAUGAUUCUGCCACUGAGUGAGAAAUGUAUGUUUUUAAUAAAUCCACAAACAGGUGAAAUUAGAAUUUACGGGAAACUGGAUUUUGAAGAGAAUAAUGAGUAUGAAAUCCAGGUUAACGCCAUUGAUAAAGGGAUUCCGCCCAUGGCUGGUCAUUGCACGGUCCUGGUGGAAGUUCUAGACCUGAAUGACAAUACCCCUGAGGUAAUGAUCACUUCGCUGUCGCUCCCAGUGCGGGAGGACGCUCAGGUGGGCACUGUCAUUGCCUUGAUCAGCGUGUCCGACUGUGACUCCGGCGCCAAUGGGCAGGUGACCUGCUCACUCACACCACCUCAUAUCCCCUUCAAGCUGGUGUCCACCUUCAAGAAUUACUAUUCGAUAGUGCUGGACAGCGUCCUGGACCGCGAGAGUGCGUCGAACUAUGAAGUGGUGGUGACAGCGAGGGACGGCGGCUCACCUUCUCUGUCGGCCACCGCCAGCGUGUACGUGGAGGUGGCCGACGUGAACGACAAUGUGCCUGCCUUCCCGCAGCCCGAGUACACGGUGUUCGUGAAGGAGAACAACCCGCCCGGCUGCCACAUCUUCACCGUGUCGGCGCGAGACGCCGACGCGCAGGAGAACGCGCUGGUGUCUUACUCGCUGGUGGAGCGGAGGGUGGGCGAGCGCUCGCUGUCGAGCUACGUGUCGGUGCACGCGGAGAGCGGCAAGGUGUACGCGCUGCAGCCGCUGGACCACGAGGAGCUGGAGAUGCUGCAGUUCCAGGUGAGCGCGCGCGACGCGGGCGUGCCUCCCCUGGGCAGCAACGUGACGCUGCAGGUGUUCGUGCUGGACGAGAAUGACAACGCGCCUGCGCUGCUGCCGCCCGGGCCAGGCAGAGGACCCAGCGAAGUGAGCCAGGUGGUGGUGCGGUCCGUGGGCGCGGGCCACGUGGUGGCGAAGGUGCGCGCGGUGGACGCGGACUCGGGCUACAAUGCGUGGCUGUCUUACGAGCUGCAGCCGGCGGCGGGCGGCUCGCGCAGCCCGUUCCGCGUGGGGCUGUACACCGGCGAGAUCAGCACGACGCGUGCCCUAGACGAGGCGGACGCGCCGCGCCAGCGCCUGCUGGUGCUGGUGAAGGACCACGGCGAGCCGGCGCUGACGGCCACGGCCACCGUGCUGCUGUCGCUGGAAGACAGCGGCCAGGCUCCCAAGGCCUCUUCGCGGGCGUUGUCUGGUGCAGCUGGAGCAGAGACUGCGUUAGUGGAUGUGAAUGUGUACCUGAUCAUCGCCAUCUGCGCGGUGUCCAGCCUGUUGGUGCUCACGCUGCUGCUGUACACGGCACUGCGGUGCUCGGCGCCGCCCAGCGAGGGCGCGUGCGGGCCCGUGAAGCCCAGGCUGGUGUGCUCCAGCGCGGUGGGGAGCUGGUCUUUCUCUCAGGAGAGGCGGCAGAGGGUGUGCUCUGGGGAGGGGCCGCCCAAGACCGACCUCAUGGCCUUCAGACCCUGUCUUCCAGCGUCUGGAGAAUAUUGUUUAAAUCCUUCCAGUGAAGUAAGUCCUUGAUAUCAUUUAAGUAUGUUAGUCAUUUUGUAGGUUUCAUGUAUUAGCCCAAAUUUUCAAGCAUUCAGUUCAGUUCAGUCGCGUCCGACUCUUCUCUACCCCAUGGAUGCCAGGCUUUCCUGUCCAUCACCAGCUCCCAGAGCUUGCUCAAACUUAUGUCCACUGAGUCGGUGAUGCCAUCCAACCAUCUCAUCCUCUGUCGUCCCCUUCUCCUGCCUUCACUCUUUUCCAGCAUUCCAUUUUAUCUUUUCCAAUUAUUUUCAGCAUUUCAAGCAUUAAGUAAUUGGAGAAGAUAAAAUGGAGGCCAUGGAUAACCAGAUUUAAAGUUUCCUGGCUCUAUAAUUUUUCAUAUUAUCUAUGAAUUUCUAGCCUUGAAAGAAAUAAGUACAUUUGAGUAAAAACUAAGUUCUGAUAAAUUUAUUUUUAAUUUGUACUCAAUUUCAUAAUUAAAUUAAAUUUGCAAGGUUAGUGUAGAGAGUUCCCAGAUAUCAUAAACUAGAUUCCUUUACUGCUCUUUACAUGCAUAGACUUGUAAAAUAGUCUUCUUGAUCACCAAUCUAGUUGCAGUACAAUCCCCUUUCAAGUAUUAUAACAAUAAUAAAAAUUGUUAUCAAUUCUAAAAUGAGUAAUUUGUUAUUGCUCCCAUAGAGUACCUUUCUUCCCAUUGUGAUUGGCUGCAGUACUGUUGUUAUUUACAUAAAAUAUGUCAUUUAAAAUAUUGUAAUAUCUAUCUAAAGCAGGAUGCACCUUAUAAUUAAUGGGUUAUAACAAUUUAACUGAUUCUUUUUCUUGGUAGCACACAAAUAAUGACACAUCUUACAAUUAGUAACAUUUCUUUGAUCCCAUAAAAUAUAAGAAUAGUUAUUCAGGACUUGUCUGGUGGUCCAGUGGCUAAGACUCUGCAUUCCCAAAGCAGGAAGACUGGGUUUGAUCCCUGGUCUGGGACCCAGCACAACCAAAGAAUAUUUAUCGCCUUCUAUUUUUUCCAGGACCUGUUCUAAGAUCUUUAAUUGUAUUAUCUCAUUUAGUUAUGAAAUCACCCCUACAGUGCAGGUACAAUAUUUAUUAUUAGCAUUCUACUGAUAAGAAGUCUGAAACUUAAGCCACAUAGAUCAUGCAAAGUGACUCAAACCCAGUUUUGGAGGAUCACCAACCCAUUAUGGCAUGCUACUGCUCUGAUACAAUUAUCAGGUGAAUCUUCUAAAACUGUAUUUUACAUCUUGUAAUUUUCUUCCACACAAAGCCUUUCCAGAGUGUUUUUUAAUGUGAGGGAAAGAAGUAAGUAAAGAGGGAGAUACUGAAAAUCAGACAGGCAGAGAAGGAAUGAAGAUGAACAUGAAACAUAUGAAUGAGAAUAGAGAAAAAAAUUAAGACAGUAGUGUUGGCCUUAAAAGUGGCACGAUUUUUCCUUAGUAGUGAAUGAAUAAUAGAGAAUAUAAAGAGAAAUGUCAACAUAAGAAGAGAGCCAUUGAGUUUGUAUUUGAUGACUUAUCUUUCUGGGUAAGUCAUCUGAGAACCACAUGGUUGGAAUGAGGUUGGGAAUUUGAGAAAAAAGAAGAAAGUGUGGAAGAAUCUCUAUGGGCAGGAAUUAUGAAUUCACUUGAGGGGUCAGUUGAGGUAAAGGUGAGCAUAAACUUGUAGAGAAUAUAGUAAUGUUAAGUGGCUAAUGAACUGAGGAGUUAAAUAGAAAGCAAUUGAGAAAAUGAAUAGUUAGGCUGUGUAUUGAAAGGUAAAGAAAAUGUUAAAGAGAGGUGAUAUAAGAAGAUAUGUACCUAUAGGGUAUCUGAAAGGGCAUGUUUUAUUUUAUUUUUUAAAAUUUUAAUUUGUGUUAGAGUAUAGCCAAUAAACAAUGUUGUGAUAGUUUCAGGUAGACAGCAAAGGGAUUCAGUUAUACAUACACAUGUAUCCAUUC
Molecule: messenger RNA, 4860 nt
Organism: Bubalus bubalis (water buffalo)
Lineage: Eukaryota; Metazoa; Chordata; Mammalia; Artiodactyla; Bovidae
Product: protocadherin alpha-12-like
Exons: 1
Coding region: 573-2951 (792 amino acids)
Biological process (GO): homophilic cell-cell adhesion
Cellular component (GO): plasma membrane
Molecular function (GO): calcium ion binding
Source: RefSeq, a predicted model, not a curated record